AUGGUUAAUUCUGGGAGAGUGGUCAGCUUCUCUAGGGAAAACAUCCAGUGUCGCUCCCCACAUUAUUUCUGCUUGGGUAUUAAGGAUGGGCGGCUCGAGUUUUAUACGUCUCUCCCGGAGUUCGACGGUUCAGUAUUCACUUCUGAAUUCGGCAAUUAUCUCGCACAAACUAUAGGAGUCAACGUUACCCAUUCGCCCCUCUUCGCCGGGGACUUGGACUAUAAAGGAAUACAGCCUCCAACGGGAAAAGACUCGCCUCCUGGCUCAAAGAGGCGCCGCAAUGACUAUACCAAGUUCGAAGAGUUAGAGAGUGUGGAGAUGAUACCCCUUGAAAUAGGGAAUAGGGGGAUGGUUGAGGCCUACUACGAGUCUGCAUUCACGGCCUUCCAGCAGAUUAACUGUAGCCAGAUAGCCAAGGCGUAUAUCAAGGUUAUCGAACCAUACAAGCAAGUCAAGCAUCCUUAUAACGGAGGACGAGGGGCUCGUGGAGAGAAGGGAGACCCAGAGGAAACGAAACCAGACUGGUGGCCAGCAGGUGUUACCCACCGAGACCCAGAUCACUUGAAGAAGCCAGAACGGAUACGCCUUCUUAUCCAUAUCUUCCGCAAGCUUGGACAGACAUAUGGUAUCACUACUAAUAUGCUAGAAGAAGCUGGGCGUAAUACAAAGAGCCAGAUAAAACCCUAUGAGAAACUCGAUAUCCUAGAUGAGAUUUACAAGUUUAUACAAGAGACAGAGGCCCAAAUAAAGACCCGCAAGCGACAGAUAACGCUGACUUGGAAAGGCCAAUCGAAGCCCAGAAUACAAGGCAUCGAAUGCCAUUACUAUCGCCUAGCCAUGUACCAUGCGACCAAGCUGGACAAACACAAGAUAUGGGAGAGCAAGGGGCCCCUCAAUUACCGUCGUAUAGUUGCGUUGAAGGACAACCCAAUUAUAUUCCAGGGCCCCUACCCUACACGUACCCCGGGUCCUAUACCCCAAGGCAAGACUUUGACAACGGUUACUUCGAGCACCAUACUGGAGGAAUUUAUUCAAGCCCGCCGGGCGUUAUGGACCCACUGCAAGUCUCUUAUCUAUAAUAUGCGCCGCAAGUCUAUAUAUAAUGCAAAUCCAGAUAUUCCCAUUGCAGAAUGCAAUAUUGUCCAAACUAUGUAUAGUCUGGAUCCCACGCUAUGCUUUUUUUAUCGGCUACUCCCUGAUUACAGUACGCAAUCACUCGGCGACAACUUUACUGGGAAAGUCACUAUUGAAUGGAUGUUCCUGGGCAAUAUACAACUAGAGAAUUUACCUAUGGAGACGGUGUUCUCGUAUAUCGACGGAGUGCCAGACAAGCUGCCAUGGGAAAAGGUGGUUCCUAUACAUGAUAUACUCAAGGUGUUAACGCCAGGGUCUGCUACCGUCAUUCGGUUUCCAGCGACACUUACUAUAAGAGACCUGUAUCCAGCAAGCGGACCCAAGGUGACUGCUCCAUGGAAGCGGCUAGCACUGCUUGACCAAAUUCCCAGAGGUAUAGACGCGCUAUUCUUUAAUGUGAUGUCAGACUCGAAUUGGAAUGUUCCGGCACAAGAUAUCUUACAGAUCGCGAAGAAGUGGACGCCCCAACUGGAAGACCUCGAUAAAAAGGAGGAUAUCCUUGUUGUAUUCUUGAAAAUAUGUACCAAGGCAUUCUAG
This is a messenger RNA of Microsporum canis CBS 113480, 1671 nucleotides long. RefSeq lists its product as hypothetical. The record is from RefSeq and is a predicted model, not a curated record. Lineage: Eukaryota; Fungi; Ascomycota; Eurotiomycetes; Onygenales; Arthrodermataceae. Bases 1 to 1671 code for a protein of 556 amino acids. The transcript has 7 exons.